Colletotrichum tamarilloi is the source of this 672-nucleotide messenger RNA. RefSeq lists its product as uncharacterized. The coding region runs from base 1 to 672 and encodes 223 amino acids. The record is from RefSeq and is a predicted model, not a curated record. The transcript is spliced from 2 exons. NCBI's taxonomy places the organism in Eukaryota, Fungi, Ascomycota, Sordariomycetes, Glomerellales, Glomerellaceae. Gene Ontology annotation, molecular function: protein binding.
AUGGCCGAAGAGGAUCAUCGAUGGAUGAUUGAAACCGACAGGUUGUCGGAUUUCAAACUCAUCUGUCGGGGAGAAGUGAUCAACGUUCACAAGAUAUUACUCGCCGGCCACUCCCGGCGCUUUGAAACUAUUUUCAACGACGAUUUCCAGCAGAACAAAGAUGGCGUGAUGGUUCUUGAAGACGUUGAACCGGAGCUUAUGCGUCACCUCCUGGACUACUUCUACAAAGGCACCACUGAAUGGAAUGUCCCUAAAGCCGAUUUGGAACUAAAUGUCCGGCUCUGCAUCCUCGCCUGUCGACUCCUGGCCAGAACAGUCAUGUUCACUGUUGAGAAGCGGAUUAUGACUGCGCUGGAGUCCUACGAGAGCAAGGUCCGUGUUCUCGUUCUUAUCGACAAGGCCUUCACGAACCCAAUCUGUUCCAUGUCUGCUCUGGGAUACAUCGCUGGCGAGGCUGCCUGGGCUCUAUUCCUUGAUAAGAAGCGUCCUAAAGCAGCAAACUCCGUGAGCUUGGCGUCAAGAAAAUACCAAAGGCUGGCAAACAUGAUGCUCUGGUGGUCUUCUCAAUACACCAACUUCACUCAGGACCGUGGCAUAGUCCAGGUGGUCUCUACUGGCCAAGUAAGAGAAGCCAUUCUCACCGGGAAACUCACACCAACGUCGAGGACUUGA